Molecule: messenger RNA, 930 nt
Organism: Antechinus flavipes (yellow-footed antechinus)
Lineage: Eukaryota; Metazoa; Chordata; Mammalia; Dasyuromorphia; Dasyuridae
Product: putative olfactory receptor 5AK3
Exons: 1
Coding region: 1-930 (309 amino acids)
Biological process (GO): G protein-coupled receptor signaling pathway; sensory perception of smell
Cellular component (GO): membrane
Molecular function (GO): odorant binding; G protein-coupled receptor activity; olfactory receptor activity
Source: RefSeq, a predicted model, not a curated record
AUGGCCCAAGGAAAUGGCACCAGAGUGACCGAGUUCAUUCUACUGGGAUUUGCAGUUCGACAAGAACUGCAGUACAUCCUCUUCCUGGUGUUUCUGCUCAUCUACAUGACAUCUCUAGUGGGCAAUGUUGGUAUGAUCCUGCUCAUCAAGUGUGAUGCUCGCCUUCACACUCCCAUGUAUUUUUUCCUCCAAAACUUGGCUUUUGUUGACCUCUGUUACACAUCCGCUAUCACUCCCAAGAUGUUAGUCAACUUCCUGGUAUCAGAUAAAUCCAUCUCAUACUCAGGAUGUGUGACACAAUUAUAUGUUUAUGGUGUAUUUGCCACAGUUGAAUGUUACCUUCUGGCUGCCAUGGCUGUAGAUCGUUAUGUGGCCAUCUGUAACCCACUCCGUUAUCCAAUAGUCAUGUCCCAGAGAGCCUGCAUUCAGUUGGCCACUGGAUCUUAUGUCAUGGGCUCCCUGAAUGCAACCACACACACAGGCUUUCUCUUUUCACUGUCCUUUUGUAAUUCCAACAUCAUCAAUCACUUCUUUUGUGAUGUGCCCCCAAUCCUGGCCCUCUCCUGUUCUAAUAUUAAUGUCAAUGUCAUGUUAUUAAUUAUUUUUGUGGGUUUUAACCUGGUAAGCACAUUGCUAGUUGUGUUUCUCUCCUACAUUUAUAUCCUGGCUGCCAUCUUGAGGAUGCCCUCUGCUGCAGGAAGACACAAAGCCUUCUCUACUUGUGCCUCCCACAUGACCGCUGUCACCAUUUUCUAUGGGACGCUCUCUUAUAUGUAUUUACAGCCUUCUUCCAGUGAGUCACAAGAGAAUGAUAAAGUGGCCUCUGUGUUUUAUGGUAUUGUGAUACCCAUGCUGAACCCCCUGAUCUAUAGUCUGAGAAACAAGGAGGUGAAAGAGGCAGUGAAAAUGCUCAUGAAAAGUUGUUCAUGA